UGAGGAGCGAGGGUGUCGUGGACGCGCCGGCUGGUGCGUGUGUGUGUAUGCGUGUUUUGGAGGAAAAGAAGGAGGAGGCAGCGUGUGUGUGUGUGUGUGUAUGUAUGUGUGAGCGGGAGCAAAGACUCUGCAGUGUCUUGGCAGCUGCAUUCUACUGUAGUGCAUCUCCCAUCGCCCGUGAUGCCUUCAUGGCCAAAGGCUUCCUCCUCCCCCGCGUCCACUCUUGAAGACGCGAAGAUGAACUCGCCCGCAAAUUGAGCCGGACACUGGUCAGCUCGGACUAUCUCCCCUCGUCCUUCCUUCCUUCCUUCCUUGCUCUUUUCCUUUUCAUUCUCGCUCGCAUCCAUUCAUCCAAGCGUCGCCCAGCUCAUUUGAAUGGAAGAUGGCGAGGGGCGGGUGGUGCUUCAGCGACGUCCGCUUGGUAUCUCUGCAGAUCAUCUUGAUGCUCGGCAGCGCGGCGUGGCCUGGUUCCGAUGGGCUCACCUUCCCACAGCAGUACACGAUAAUGCACUGGGCGAGACGCAUCGAGCUGGAGAUUGACAGAGUCUUUCAGCACAUCAGUGGAGCUCAGCAGCUGAAAGGGAUAUACAAUGAAGAAAGAAGAAGCUUUAGUCUGGUGAAGAAUCAACCUCGAAAGAUCGUGGAGAAGGCGGCUUCGGAUAUCGAGAAACUUCUGGCGAAGAAGCGCAAAGCUCUCGAAAGGUUGGCCGCUGAGGCUGAACGGCUCCAGCUCGAGCAUACCUGGCAGGAUGGCAUCAAGGAGCUGGACAUGGCCUAUUAUGACUCUAAGGCAGAGCUUGAUCAUUAUUCCAUGGAUGGAGAGAGUGAAGUGGACAAUCCUUCCCACAUCAAAUUGGAGUUCGUGUACGACCCCAAUUUCAAAAACAAUGUCAACUACUCCUACACGGCUGUUCAGAUUCCCACAGACAUUUAUAAAGGAGCUCCGGUCAUUCUCAAUGAGCUCAACUGGACGCAAGCGCUGGAGAAAGUGUUCAUGGAGAACAGUCGGGAGGAUCCGUCACUACUGUGGCAAGCGUUUGGCAGCGCCACCGGGGUGACGCGCUACUACCCUGCCACCCCAUGGAAAGCUCCUGAUAAAAUUGACCUGUAUGAUGUCAGAAGGAGACCCUGGUACAUCCAGGGUGCUUCCUCCCCUAAAGACAUGGUCAUUCUUGUCGAUGUGAGCGGCAGUGUCAGUGGACUCACACUUAAGCUGAUCAAGGCAUCCGUGAUGGAGAUGCUGGACACUUUGUCUGAUGAUGAUUACGUCAACGUGGCCCGGUUCAGUGAAAAAGCCGAGGCAGUGGUUCCUUGCUUCAAACAUCUGGUCCAGGCCAACGUGCGCAACAAGAAGAUCUUUAAAGAAGCCGUGCAGCAGAUGCAGGCCAAAGGCACCACUGACUACAAGUCUGGAUUUCAUUUCGCCUUCAAUCAGCUCUUAAAUAAAACAAACGUGCCACGGGCCAACUGCAAUAAAAUCAUCAUGCUUUUCACGGAUGGAGGAGAAGACCGAGCUCAAGAUGUUUUCAUGCAGUACAACUGGCCCAACAAAACGGUUCGAGUUUUCACCUUUUCCGUGGGCCAACAUAACUAUGAUGUCACACCCUUACAGUGGAUCGCAUGCACAAAUAAAGGGUACUAUUUUGAGAUCCGUUCCCUCUGUGCCAUAAGGAUUAACACGCAGGAGUAUCUGGAUGUGUUGGGACGUCCCAUGGUUCUCGCAGGUGACGAGGCCAAGCAGGUCCAGUGGACCAAUGUUUACCAGGAUGCCUUGGGUCUUGGGAUGGUGGUAACCGGGACUUUGCCAGUAUUUAAUCGCACCAUGGAUGGAAAACUACAGAACCAACUGAUUUUAGGUGUGAUGGGAGUCGACGUGCAUCUGGAUGAGAUCAAGCGCCUGACGCCACAGUACAGUCUCGGAGCCAAUGGUUACAUCUUUGCAAUUGACCCAAAUGGAUAUCUUCUGCUUCAUCCCAAUCUGCUGCCCAAGCUGGUGCAUCUCCCAGAACCCGUAACACUGGACUUUUUGGAUGCAGAAGUAGAGGACAGCAAUAAAGAGGAGAUCCGGCGACAGAUGAUUGAUGGACGACCGGGGGACAUGCAGAUCAAAACUCUUAUCAAGUCAGUUGAUGAGCAAUACAUUGAUGAGGUGUACAGAGGUUACACUUGGACUCCUGUCAAUGGGACAGAUUACAGUCUGGGGCUGGUACUGCCUCACUACAACGAAUACUACAUCCAGGCAGACCUCAGCGAUGUGAUGCUUCAACUUCAGUAUAUGCAGUCGUUAUUGCCGAGCUCCUUUGAAUCUUCAGGACACGUCUUUCUUGCUCCAAGAGAAUACUGCAAGCGUCUGGAGCUCGCCAACAACAACACCGAAUUUUUGCAAAAUUUUCUCUCCCUCAUGCUGGAUAUUUCUCCUGAAUCAGAUGAGUGUGACCAAGGACUCAUACACAACCUGAUAUUGGACUCUAGGAUUAUUGGGCAGCUAGCGUCACGCGUGUGGAAGAACAAGGAUCUGGCUUCGUACGGCUUCUUGGCCGUCUUUGCGUCCACUGAUGGAGGCAUAACGCGAGUGUUCCCCAACUUAGCCGCAGAGUUAUGGGACGAGGACCCGGAACCUUUCAAUUCAAACUACUACAGAAGGAGCCUUGACAACAAAGGUUACAUGUUUCGAGCGCCGGCAAGAGACUCUUUAGAUGACAUGUUAGGACCAGAAAAUGGUACAGUUGGAAUUCUGGUUAGUUCAGCUGUGGAAGUUAAUUUGGGAGGAAAACUUCUCAAACCUGCAGUGGUGGGAGUCAAGCUGGACCUGGAAGCGUGGGUAGACAAGUUCAAGAUCCUGGCCAGUAAUGUGUCAGACAGCCGCCAAGGCUCACACAAGUGCGGACCAUCCAGGAGUUGUGAGAUGGAUUGUGAGGUCAACACUGACGAUCUCCUUUGCUAUCUCAUUGAUGAUGGUGGCUUCCUGGUUAUGUCUAAUCAAAGAGAUCACUGGAAAAAGAUCGGACUAUUUUUUGGAGAGGUGGAUCCAUACUUGAUGCACGCGCUUUACAACAAUUCUAUCUUCAACCGCCGACAGACUUUUCACUUCCAGACAGCAUGCGAGCCGGUCAGCAGCAGCCACACUGGGGCGGCACCUAGACGCUUCUUUGUGCCUUCCAUCGCCGACAUCCUCAGCUUGGCUUGGUGGACGUCCACAGUGGCCUGGUCUUUGAUCCAGCAGCUACUUUACGGAUUGGCACACAUCAGCUGGCUUCAACAAGAUGACAUCUUCACAGAAGCCUUUGAGAUAAAGACAAGCAGCUGUGUGACCAUCCAAAGCCAGUUCUUCUUCACCAACACCACCAACUCGUACAACGUACUGCAGGAUUGCGGCAACUGCUCUCGGUUGUUCCACGCCAAGCGGAUAGAAAACACCAACCUCCUCUUUGUGGUUGCUGAGACGCUCCCCUGCAGCUCCUGUGAGAUAGAGAGGCUGAGCCAAAUCAAGACGGAGUUCCAGGAGGAGAAUCCUUGCGAGGUACUGAGCAACGCACGAUAUCGGAGAGGUCCGACAACCUGCCUUGACUUCAGUGCCUUAGAAAACACUUCGGAGUGUGGACGGGCACAUUUUGUGCAGCCCUGCAUGGAGGUCCUUCUUGUCCUUCAGCUCAUUCUGCCUUUCUUUCACCACUGACACGUGCUGCCAUUUGCUGAUAUGUCUACUGAAAGUCAGGUACCCAAAGCAAGUGUCUCUCUUCUUCUGGAUCAACUUUUUUUUUGUGGCUUACUGGUCACUUGAACUCUUCCUUUAACGGGACAACAAGCAAGCACUCGACUGGACAAUUUGGGGCCAAAUGAGAGGAUGUGGAACUCUUUAUCAUUGCUUUCUCUCUGGAACACUUGUGGCAUAUACGUAACAGAGAUUAAUUGAUGCUGUGUGCGCUGGCGGUUCAAAAAAAAAGUGUUCAUACAAAGUUUACGCAUGUCACGAUGGGGAAAAAGAAUCGACAUGAGCGAAAAUGGAUUUAUUGUUUUUACAGCUCAAUUCCGACAAAUGGCACACUUCUUUUUUGCUGCCUUUUCUUCAUCGUAAAGUUCUUUGACCAACCAGAAGUACAAAUUUUAUCAGUGGUCACAUUGUGACCUGUUUACAAUCUCUCUGUGACACUUUAAAAUUUACAAAGCAAGCAUUUAAAAAAAAAAAAAAAAAAAACGUUUUUGUUAUUACGGGACCACGUGAGGCUGACCAAAUAUUUGUUAUUAAACGGCUGAGAUUAUCUUGAAGUGCUUCCAUUUGGGAAAAACAUUAAGCACAAGACAUUUGGCAAAGUCAAAUAAAAUUGAAUACGGUCAUUAAUAUUGAUUAACAGGAAGAUGUAAUAAUACAGUGCUUCGUGCAAUAAUGCUGUGGGGAUGAUCGUGAUUUUUUUUUUUUUUAAUACUCACAAUCCAGUUUGAUUUAAGUGCAGUGGUUGGUUGGUUGAUUGGUUUAUUUAAGUGUUUGGUAAAGAACCAAAUCAAUUUAUAACAAAGCAACAGGUAUUUGCUUCUUGUAUGGGGAAUGUAGCUUCUGAGCAGCUUUCUGUCUUCUCACUCUGUUUUCAAUAUGUGACGACUUCAUUUUUGAAAGCGACGCUUCACUGUGGCACGGCAUUUUAUUAUGACAGCAAUACAUGUAUUUGAUGUAUACAAGUCACAAGCAAAUUUUAUUUUUUAAAAAAAUGCAAUAAAUGACAAUGUGAAGGGCAACUGAAGGAGCCCAAGUUUUGGGAAUUUUUAGAUGCUCCGUUAUAAAUUGAAGAAUUUCUAUUUCAGUCCUCUAGAUGUUGCUGAUGUAUAAAUUAGCUUGCACUUACACACAAACUAAAUAAAGUGGAAACAUUUCUUCAUGCACUGCCUGCCCUGCACUGUAAAAAAAAAAAAAAAAAGUCAGGUCAACUCAAAAUUUCAAGGCAACAAAACAACUAAGCAAAUUAUUUUGGAGCAAACAGCUUGCUUGCUUUGUUGUUCUAAUUGUUGCAAUAAAUGUCAGUAAUUUAUACCUUCAAGUUUUUCCAACUUAAAUGAUUGUGUUAGGAUUAAAAAAAGUACAAACUUUGUUUUUUUACAGUGUUGAAUCUUCCUAUGCUGGUCUAACUUUACAUUGUUGCCGUUGUUAUUAUAAGUCAGUAGGCGACAUCUUGUCUAGCCAGUGAGUUGCUGAAGCUUCACCUUGUACAAAGUGACUGUGAUUCUUGUCAAUUCCGUCAGCUUCACCACAAAUAUUUUCCCACAUGGCCGUUUUGUCUUUUUCCUCCGUCCGCCUGAUUUUCCAGCCUGCAGUGCCUUGUGGCACUCACUUUGGACGUUCACCCUGCAAUCUCGCAGGUCAUGCGAAGGACUUGUGGAGGUUCUGGCGGACAUUUGAUUGCUCCUUGAGAACAAAUGAGACUUUUCAUUAGAGCACAGUACAGUUGAAGAACGCUGCAGCCACCUCAUGGAAAAGAAAUCCGAGGUCGGACCUUGAAUCAAAGCACAGGCUUUGUCCGUCUUCGUACAUUCCCGCCACAUUCCUCCAGUUUGACAUCUUUUCUGCCACGAAUGACCGAAACAAGUGAAUGUUGAGGAUGUUUAUGUUUGCGUUGUCGGCCUACUGUCGUGCAUCUUUGCCGUCCCCCAGCAUGGUCGGGGAGAGGUUCGCCAAGAACAUUGCUUCCAAAAGAAAGGAAAAUUGCUUUUACCCCGCGGCUUUGAAUUUAGGUCUUAAAACUUAAGUAUGACGGUAAUAAAUUUUACUGUUUUACAUUUUA
Syngnathus acus (greater pipefish) is the source of this 5771-nucleotide messenger RNA. RefSeq names its product voltage-dependent calcium channel subunit alpha-2/delta-2-like. The transcript has 38 exons. Bases 383 to 3676 code for a protein of 1097 amino acids. Gene Ontology annotation, molecular function: voltage-gated calcium channel activity. NCBI's taxonomy places the organism in Eukaryota, Metazoa, Chordata, Actinopteri, Syngnathiformes, Syngnathidae. The record is from RefSeq and is a predicted model, not a curated record. Gene Ontology annotation, cellular component: voltage-gated calcium channel complex.